UUCCCGUUCCGGGCUCCAAGCCAGUAGACCAAACGUAAUGUCGGAGUGCAUUUAUUGAAUGAUUAUAAAAUUAUAAAAAAUCGAUCAUAAAUUUUUAAAAAAUCACGUAUUAAAAUCGGUUUUUACUUUUAAAAAAUUAAUCGAUUAUUUCCAUAAUCAAUUAUUUUUUCACAUUCCUAUUUGUUUGUUGCAAAGUAGCAAAGGUGUUGCUUUUCAUGAAAGUUCAACCUCCUGGCUCAGAACAGUUUAAUUUAUUCAACUAUAGUAAUAACAUAGUUUCAUAACUAUGUCUUCUGCUAGUGCCACUACAAAGGUUAUUAAAUAUGUCGGAAGAACUACAGAUUUUAAAGGCAAAACAUUGUGGGAAAUCGUUGGUAGCUUGAAGAACUUGGGUGUCGGCAGAAUUAUUGUUCGGUCUGUAUUUGAGCGAUAUCCUGAGCCCAGUUUUAUGAAAAUAGUAAAAGUGGAAACUUGCCCAGACGAGGAACGACGAAGAGUUAGAGUUUGGGUUGAAAAGACUUUCCGAGGACACAAAUUACCAAAUUUGACUGAAAUUUAUCGCACAUCUUACAAACCUGAUUACAAGUUGAUUCCAAAAAAUGAGGAAGCAAAAUUAUUUGCUAAAUUGGACAAAAAACAUUAUUUUCCAGAUGUAGUUCUUCCUAGAACUGUAGAAAUGCCACCAUUAAUGAAAAAGUUUAUUGCUAAAGAUUAUGAAAAGAAAGGGCUAGAGCCUUUGAAAGAGUUUGUGAUGCCACUGCGCUACAACCACAGCCCCAAUAGAGUUCAUAGGAUCGCCAACCCAGGAGAGAAACCCACUGUGGAAAUCACAAUGCGCUUAGGGAAUCCAGCCAGCCCGUCUUUGUAUGAAGGAGUUAAAUUAUAAAAUGAGACAGUAAUUGUUAAAGUUUAUUUAAUUUAAUAGAAUUUAGAAAUAAAUAGAAAUAAUGAA
This is a messenger RNA of Amyelois transitella, 952 nucleotides long. RefSeq lists its product as uncharacterized. Gene Ontology annotation, biological process: mitochondrial translation. The coding region runs from base 287 to 886 and encodes 199 amino acids. NCBI's taxonomy places the organism in Eukaryota, Metazoa, Arthropoda, Insecta, Lepidoptera, Pyralidae. The record is from RefSeq and is a predicted model, not a curated record. The transcript has 3 exons. Gene Ontology annotation, molecular function: structural constituent of ribosome. Gene Ontology annotation, cellular component: mitochondrion; mitochondrial small ribosomal subunit.